CACCUAUCUCUUCAUUUUUACAAACAAACAACAAAUAUGCCAAUCUUUCAAUCUGAAUCCCUAGAAUUAAAAUUCCUCCCCCUUUUCCCAUUGAUCUUCCCUCUCUUUCCUCCUUCCCUAUUUUAUAUGCACCACAGUUUUGACUAGCCCAGUUUCUCCCCCUCUCUCUCUCCGACGACUCAUCCCCCCAGGUGCGUAUGAUCAAAACCCAUCCCGAUUUCUCGUGCAUUCUGUUAAUACAUCGCGUCGAGGUAUCGAUUACGUGUGCAAAAAGGGGACAUAUACUGUCAAGUUGCAAUUUUUGGGGGGGUUUCUCUGAGUAACCAUUAGACCAAUCAGAGUUUAGCGAGUACCGAGGACGAGGGUUCUUGGUAUUUGCAAUUUUUAUCCUGAUUUUUCGAUUGAGGGGAAGAGCUCGGUUUCUUUCUUUUUGGACCCCGGGGUUUGAAUUUCGGUGAGCUCUGGGGUUCAUAUUCAUAUCUAGUUUGUUUCGAGUUCUUCAAUUUAGGUUGUUUUUUAUUUGUUUGAAGCUCUAUGGAUAGUGAGUUGGUAAAAAGGGGUUUUGAUUUCACUAGAAGGAAGAAGAAAUGGUUGGUCGCGAUGGGAUUGGUUGGGGUUUCGAGCUACGGUGUGUAUAGGGUGUAUCACAUGUCGUCUGUAGCUAGGAAGAGAAAGAGAAUCUUGAAGUUUUUAGGAUCCCUGGUUUCAAUGGCUGAAAUGGUUUCUGAUUCCGCGGAGAUGAUGACAGUGGUGUCUAGGGAUUUGAAGGAGUUUUUGGAGUCGGAUUCGGACGAAAUCCCGAAUAGUUUGAGGCAGUUGUCGAAGAUUACUCGCUCUGCAGAGUUUUCUGAGUCAGUAGCUCGUCUUUGCCAGUCGAUGACGGUAGGCGUUUUGAGGGGUUAUAGGGUAGAGAAUAGCGCGAGUAACGUUCAAGAAAAUGGUGAUUCAAGCUUUUCUGAUAGGCUUAUCGAUAAGGUGAUGUCGGAUGCUGGUGCAGGAUUUGUCUCGGUUGUUGUUGGUAGCUUUGCUAGGAAUCUGGUGUUGGGAUUCUAUGCUAGUAGUGAGAAUGGCCACUCGGGUGUGAUCCAUGAGAAGUCAGGUUCCUCAUCGUGGUUAAGUGUGGUGUCGGAUGAUAAAUGCAGAGUGUUGGUUGCUGAUUGCAUCAAGAAUUUCGUUAGCUCUGCUGUUACAGUUUACCUCGACAAAACCAUGGAUGUCAACGUUUAUAAUGAGAUGUUCUCUGGCUUGACUAAUCCUAAGCAUCAUACUAAGAUGAUUGAGUUCUUCGUCUCCCUUUGUAAUGGGGCUGUCGAAACUCUUGUAAAGACCUCUCACCAAGUACUGACAGCUUCUCCUAAAAAGGAAUCAAGUGAAGCUUCAAGCUUCGGAAACAAGAUAGGAUUUGAAGCAGAGACUCAUUCUAGAAAGAACUGGAAUGGUUCUGUUGAUCUUCAGAGUAACGGAUGGGUCAGGAGCGUUUCAUCAACACUGGCUGUACCGAGCAAUAGAAAGUUUGUGCUUGAUGUCACCGGGAGAGUGACAUUUGAGACAGUCCGAUCUGUCAUUGAGUUUUUCUUGUGGAAAGCAUCCGAGGCCUUGAAAAAGAGUGCUAACGUGGUUCAUGAAAAUGUUGUGGAACGAGGAUAUGAAGUUGUGAGAUACGUUGGGGCCAAAUCCACCCUUAUCCUCACCAUUUGUCUCUCGUUGUUUCUGCAUAUCAUAGGCAGCAGUAGGGCAUUGGUGGCUGCUUAACGUGACCGCGUUCGUCUAUCAUCUCCAACGUCUUAUCUCCUCCCACGUCUCUGCGUACGUGGUCUCAGAUCCUCAAGAACUCAAGGAACUUCUUGUUUUACAUAUUGGUUGUGUGUGAAAGCAAUUCUAUAUACUACUAGUUCUUGGCUACAUGGUGAAAAUUCAUAGUACUUAUUUACAUGUUUUAUAAAUUCGUCUAUUAUAUUUACAGUGUAGAAUAUAUAUAUUUUUUUUAACAAUUUGAAGUGCCUUAUACUGUCAGUGGACAUGAAUUUGUACAGAAAUAUUUGAUGACCACUUAUGCUUAUUUGUAGAUAUAGUAACGUUAAUUUAGAGAUUUGAUGAUGAUU
Salvia splendens (bonfire salvia) is the source of this 2102-nucleotide messenger RNA. RefSeq names its product protein PHLOEM PROTEIN 2-LIKE A10-like. The record is from RefSeq and is a predicted model, not a curated record. The transcript has a single exon. Lineage: Eukaryota; Viridiplantae; Streptophyta; Magnoliopsida; Lamiales; Lamiaceae. The coding region runs from base 535 to 1752 and encodes 405 amino acids.